AUGGCCUCGAGGGCUUUUGAGCCGCUGCUCCUGCCCAAUGGAACAUGGCUCAAGAAUCGAAUCGGCAAAGCGGCCAUGGAAGAGAAGAUGUCUGAUGUCCAGAGGCACUGCCAACCGUCUCCGGGACUUCUGAAACUGUACACGACCUGGGGCCAGGGGGGUGCGGGCUUGAUCCUGAGCGGGAACAUCAUGAUCGACCCCACCGCCCUGUCGUCGCCUGGCGACGUGCUUCUCGCCCCGGAUGUCGGACCCCUCGACGAAAGCCGUUGGCGCGAGUGGAUCCAGGCGACACGCGGCGGAGGGGCGCAGUUCUGGUUCCAGCUCAAUCACCCCGGACGACAGAUCAAAAAGGGCGCCGGGCUCCCCGUCUACGCGCCGUCCGCCGUGAGACUGGAAAUGGGGUCCCUCAGCAACAGGUUCGACACGCCCAUCGCCAUGACCGACGAGCAGAUCCACGACGUCAUCAACCGGUUCACGUGGGCCGCCACGAAGGCUGAACAACUCGGCGUCGACGGCGUCGAGAUCCACGCCGCUCACGGCUACCUGAUCUCGCAGUUCCUGUCGCCCCUCUCAAACAAGCGGACCGACCAGUGGGGCGGCUCGCUUGAAAAUCGCGCGCGGCUGCUGUUCGAGGUGGUCCGAUCCGUGCGGGCUAGGGUCUCGCCGCAAUUCGGCGUUGGCGUCAAGAUCAACACGGCUGACUUCCAGCGAGGCGGCUUCGAUGUGGACGACCUGUUCUGGGUCGCCCGGCAGUUGAACAGCUACCAGCUCGAUCUGCUCGAGAUUUCCGGCGGCAGCUACGAGUCGCCGGUCAUGGCCACAGGCGUGGCCUCGACAAGCAGCCGACGCGAAGCGUACUUUCUGCACGUGGCCGCGCAGCUCAAAGACAUCGCCCAGAUGCCCCUCAUGGUCACGGGGGGGAUCUCGCGCCGAGCCAUCGUGGACGACGUGGUCGGCACGGGCACGCGCCUCAUCGCGGGCGUGGGCACGGCGCUGGGCCUCAUCCCCGACUUGCCCAACCGGUGGGCUCGUGGCGAAGAUCCCGCGCCAACCCUCUCGAGUCGCAGUCGGAUCCUGCCCAAGCCACUGGCCGCGGCGGCCAAGACGUCCAGCGUGCAAGUGGGCUUCCAUAUGAUCGGACGGGGCUGGCGGCCCUGGCGGCACGGCGUGUGGCUCGUGCUGGCACUAUUGAUCGUGCAGGCCAUCGAGGCAAGGCAGAUGAGGGUCUACAAGAAAUGGGUGCAUCAACGGUUGGGACAAAAACGCGAGUGA
Fonsecaea erecta is the source of this 1272-nucleotide messenger RNA. RefSeq lists its product as hypothetical. NCBI's taxonomy places the organism in Eukaryota, Fungi, Ascomycota, Eurotiomycetes, Chaetothyriales, Herpotrichiellaceae. Gene Ontology annotation, molecular function: FMN binding; oxidoreductase activity. The record is from RefSeq and is a predicted model, not a curated record. The transcript has a single exon. Bases 1 to 1272 code for a protein of 423 amino acids.